Molecule: messenger RNA, 1521 nt
Organism: Penicillium angulare
Lineage: Eukaryota; Fungi; Ascomycota; Eurotiomycetes; Eurotiales; Aspergillaceae
Product: MFS transporter
Exons: 2
Coding region: 1-1521 (506 amino acids)
Biological process (GO): transmembrane transport
Cellular component (GO): membrane
Molecular function (GO): transmembrane transporter activity
Source: RefSeq, a predicted model, not a curated record
AUGUCCACGACAGAUAGCCCAAAGAUGGAGCCUGAAAGAAGCUCCACGGAGUCGACAUCGCCCAAUAUCGACUUAGAAGCGAAAGAAAAUGCGUCUUCAUACCCUCAACCGAAAACUUUGCCACAUGAAAUCGUCUUCGUUAUUGUUGUCUGCGCUGCCCAGUUAAUGACACAAGCUGGUCUAGCUCUUUCGAUUGCACCCUUAGAGGAAAUCAGUUCAAGUUUCAACAGCAGCUCUAGAGAUCUGACGUGGGGCUCAUCGGCAUACAGUUUGACCGUUGGCACUUUCAUCUUGGUAUCAGGAAGACUGGGCGAUGUGUAUGGCCACCGAUUGAUUUUCAUUAUCGGAUUCUUAUGGUUUGCACUUUGGUCGCUGCUAGCCGGCUUUUCUGUAUGGUCGAACCCACGGUUCUUCGAUUGCUGUCGUGCAUUUCAGGGUAUUGGUCCCGCACUGCUGCUUCCUAAUGCCGUGGCAAUACUGGGAAGAACAUACCCACCUGGCCAGCGGAAGGGUAUGGUAUUCUGCAUGUUUGGAGCAGUAGCACCAGGCGGAUUUAUCUUGGGAGCGACAUUUUCGUCUCUGAUUUCCCAGCUUCUGUGGUGGCCCUGGGCAUACUGGAUCUGUGCGAUUGCCUGCUUGAUGUUUGCCCUUCUUGGGUUUCUCGUGAUCCCUUUUAUGCCACAGGAAAAGCCACGCCCCGAACUUUCCACAUUGGCUCGACUGGAUGGACUUGGGGGUGCGCUUGGAGUUUCGGGUCUGAUUCUGAUUAACUUUGCGUGGAACCAAGCCGCAAUUGUUGGAUGGAAUGUUCCAUAUACCUAUGUGCUUUUGAUUGUUGGUCUUGCGAUUGUAGGAAUUUUCCUCUAUGUGGAAGGUAAAGCAGCUCAUCCACUACUGCCUCGCUCAGUAUUCAAAGGUGAGACUGGCUGGGUCCUUGGGUGUAUCUGCGCCGGCUGGUGCUCAUUUGGUAUCGUGGUGUUCUACUACUAUUCUCUGAUGACCAAUAUUGAGGGGAACACUGGACUUCUCGUAACAGCGAAGUGGGCUGGCGCCGCUGUUUCAGGUGCCAUUGCCGCUGUGACGACUGGCCUACUUCUCGGUCGCGUUCCAGCAUGCGUCAUCAUGUUUUUGGCAAUGCUGUUCUUCUCCAUUGGCCAGGCAUUGUUCGCUUCGAUGCCCAUCGGUCAGGUUUAUUGGGCCAAUGCUUUCCUUAUUACUAUCAUCACUCCUUGGGGAAUGGAUAUGUCCUUCCCGUCCGGUAUUUUGAUUCUGAGUAAUGCUAUGCCCCCCGAGGAUCAGGGUGUUGCUGGGUCACUUGUGACUACGGUAGUGAAUUAUUCCAUUUCGAUGGGGCUCGGGUUUGCUGGCACAGUCGAAACCUAUGUGAACGACAACGGGAAAGACAGCCUUGAAGGAUACCGCGGAGCCUCAUAUAUGGGUGUUGGUUUCGCUGGAUUAGGUGUUAUAGUCGCGACUUGCUUCAUGUUUGUGACAUGGAGAGCAUCCAGGAAAAACCUGUGA